Molecule: messenger RNA, 3143 nt
Organism: Triticum aestivum (bread wheat)
Lineage: Eukaryota; Viridiplantae; Streptophyta; Magnoliopsida; Poales; Poaceae
Product: disease resistance protein RGA5
Exons: 4
Coding region: 162-2687 (841 amino acids)
Biological process (GO): defense response to other organism
Molecular function (GO): ADP binding
Source: RefSeq, a predicted model, not a curated record
UGCGUCUUCCUCUCCAUUCCUCAUUCCACAAUUGGGGACGCAGCCUCUCCCGAAUCCCACCGCCACGGCCGCCGCUCGCCGUCCGUCCGUGUCGUCGGUGCCAGAUUCCCUCUCACCUUCCGCGCCCCACACGCCUCCCCCCACCACCGCAAUGGCUCAAGAUGGUGUACGAGGACGGCAGCCAAUCCGGCCUUCCCUUCAACACGAGCAUAUCCACUGAAACAGUAGUGAGAUUUAACGACAGCGCGGGGGACGAGGUGGAAAUUGGACUAAUCAUGAGUGAUAAUUGGGCCGUGCCUCCCCUCGUCUCGACACCUCCCCAGAUCCAAGCCUCUUCCUUCCUGCACAAUGCCCAGCGGCGGCCCCUGUCAUGGGGGGAUCAGGCCAUUGGCGGCGUGUGGCCCACCGACGCGUGGGUCUUCCGGCCAGAGGUCGAGGGCAACCCCUAUGGCGGAGGAGCCGAAGAAGCGCACCGCCGAUCUGAAGAUGAAGCUAAGUACUUCAUCAUAGUCGAUGACAUACGGAGUACAUUCGAUUGGAAAGUUAUCAAUAGUGCUUUGCCAUACAACCGUGGAAGUAGGGUUUUGACGACAACUUGCAAUGCAGAUGUAGGCAAAUCCUGUUCUAUCUAUCCAACUGAUCUUGUCUACCACAUGGAUGUACUUAGCGAGAAGAACUCCAAAAUCUUUCUUCUCAAUAGAAUAAUAACUCUUCAAGAGGAAGAAAGAGGUGCUGAAUUUGAAGAAGUUUCUGGUAACAUGUUGAAUCUAUGUGGUGGCAUGCCACUGGCCAUUAUUGUUGCAGCCAGCUUAUUAGUCAGAAAAUCCAAAGAACUGGCAGAGCUGAAGAUCUUUGGGGAAUCUAUUUAUUCAACAUUGAGGCAAUAUUCUACCUCCAAAGGGAUGACAAUGAUAUUGCACAAGAGUUAUGCUGAUCUAUCUCUUCCUUUGAGAUCUUGCUUUCUGUACCUAGGUGUUUUUCCGGAAGGCUAUAUUAUAAAAAAAGAUCGUUUGAUAAGGUUAUGGGAAGCAGAAGGAUUUAUUUCCAGGACCAAUAAAGAAUACUUGUGGGUAACAGGGGAGACGUACUUCAACGAACUUAUUAGUAGAAGGCUGAUUGAGCCACUUUUUGGAUUUGAGGAUGACCAGGCAUCUGGUUGUAUCAUUCAUGGUGUCAUUCUUGAUUUCAUAAGAUCCUUGUGGAAAGAAGAGAACUUUGCUACCACGGCUGUAGAAAUGAGCUCUGGUCCAUUUCCAUGUGACACGAUUCGGCGGUUCUCGGUCGACUAUGGCAACAAAGAUGAAGCUAACACCUUCUCCAGAAGCACCGUUCACCUUUCAAGCAUGCGAUCUCUAACUGUUUUCGGGGACGUUGAAGGGAUGUUUGAUCCUCUGUUCCCCUCAGAUUCCGAGGAUAAUGAACAAACUGAAGUUGCUCCAGUGUAUAUUCUGUGGUCCUUCAAACUUUUGCGGGUACUUGACCUAGAAGAUAGGAAGGAGUUGAAAGGUCACCAGCUGAAAGGCAUUGGUGGAUUGGUCCUACUGAGAUACUUGGGACUCGCAGGGACUCAUAUCAGCUGGUUACCAGAAGAGAUCGGAGAAUUGGAGCAGCUGGAGACCCUAGAUUUGAGGCGGAACUGGUACUUUGGGACUUUGCCUAAAUCUAUAUUUAAAUUGCAAAAGCUGAAGCAUGUGAUACUCAACGUAAAUGUGCAGAAAAGUUUUAUGAUGCAGGAAUUAGAAGAAGCAAAUAUCAUGGUCAACGAAAGCAACUCACUCGGUACAGUGGCAGAGCUUCUAAGGAAGUCUGAGUGGCUAAGGAUGCUACGUGUAACCUUGGGUAUAUCAUCAUAUGCAACAGAAACCAAUCUCGUGUCUUUCUUCGAUGCAGUUGUAAAGUCCAAGCUCCACUCCCUAUCUCUUAAUUGUGAGUUUAGUAAUGAUGAAAUGGUUUCCCUACUUGUGGAUUCAUGUGCGAAGCUCACUGCUCCAUCAGUAAAUAAAUCUGAGCCCCCAAGAUUUGAGCUCGUACUAUUUUAUCUUCCUCUCAGGCGAGUUCCACCUGAUAUGGACUCACUCUCGAGCCUUACCCACUUGCACAUUCAACUUGAACAAGCAAAAGCAGGAGAUUUCCAUGUUCUUGGGGGCUUGAGUAAUCUAGUUCUUCUCAACUUGUAUGCAAGGAAAUAUUUACUCCAAGGAAGGUUGGUCAUCAAUAAGGGUAUCUUUCCAUGUCUGAAGGUGUUUUCCUUCAUAAUCCAAGAUAGUUGGACGGGUCUGGAGUUCAAAGAGGGAGCCAUGCCACAGCUUCAAAGGCUUUGGCGUACCCUCGGAAUAAUAAAAGCAGGGGAUCAAUUUGAAUAUCCGGAUAUUGGCAUGGAGCACCUCACUUGCCUCACAAGAGUCCAUGUGGAGGUCAGUUGCGCAUAUGUUACUUAUUUGCAGGUGGAGGCUGCAGAAGCUGUCAUCAGAGCACAAAUAUCUGAGCCCACAUUAGUAUUGAGCAGAUUCAAUGGAACUCUGAUGAAGGGAGAAGAGCAACACUCACUAGAAGAUGAAUACCCAAUGUGGAAGGGUAAAGGGCAACACUCACAAGGCCAGAUGUGGAAGGGUAAAGGAGAACAGUACUCCAGUAUUCCAUCUGAAAGACAACUAUUGGAGAGGAUGAGGAAAAACAGCUUACAAUAACUGAAAAAAGUAUCUGAAGAUAAGAUGGAGAAGUACAAAGGGCAACAAGUCAUUAACCCUAGAAAAUUAUCUGAGAAGACCGGCAAACACAAAUUUGAAUUGAGCCCAGUAUCUGAAGACAAGAUGAAGAAGGGCGAAGGGCAACAAUUCAUUGACCGGCAAACACGUAUUUAAAUUGAGCCCAGUAUCUGAAGAGAAGGUGAAGAAGGACAGAAGGUCUCCAGCUAGCUAUGCUGGACGAUGCAGUCACUGUGAGAUGAAACCUUUGCACUGAUGUUCGUUGACUCAUUGUGGUGCACUGGACAGGAUAUUAGAUGUUUGUUUAAUUUUCCUAACUAGUGAUGUCUACCAAUUUUGUAAAUUUUUUUAUUUUCCCUUUUUCUAUUUUUCUGUUUCUUAAUAAAAAAUUAAACAUUUCUCGUGAUAUUUGAUAAAAUUGUGUUCAUGUAUUUUUAA